This is a messenger RNA of Musca vetustissima, 444 nucleotides long. Its product is annotated as phosphoglycerate mutase 1-like. Gene Ontology annotation, molecular function: intramolecular phosphotransferase activity. The transcript is spliced from 2 exons. Gene Ontology annotation, biological process: glycolytic process. Bases 1 to 444 code for a protein of 147 amino acids. Lineage: Eukaryota; Metazoa; Arthropoda; Insecta; Diptera; Muscidae. The record is from RefSeq and is a predicted model, not a curated record.
AUGAUUAAUCCCUUAAAGGUACAAAUUUGGCGUCGGUCAUUCGAUGUCCUGCCACCGGAAAUUACUCCCGAAAAUCCCUACUAUGCCAAAAUACGUAACAAUCCCAAAUUUAAAGAUAUACCAAAGGACAAAUUUCCCGAUACGGAAUCAUUGAAAACGUUGAUGCUGCGGGCCAUACCCCUUUGGGAACAGGAAAUAAUGCCAAAAGUUUUAAGCGGUCAGAGGGUGCUGGUUGUGGCCCAUGGUACUGUGGUGCGGGCCCUAAUGAAAUAUAUUGAAAAUAUAUCCGAUGACGAUAUCAUGAAAGUGAACAUACCCAAUAGCGUACCGUGUGUUUUCGAAUAUGACAUGGCGACCGGACAACGUGUGGGUAAUAUUCAAUAUCUGGCCGAUGCUGAUUAUGUUAAGAAAGAAACAGAAAAAGUGGCCGCAAUUGGAAAUUAA